ACUAAAUUGGAUGAAUUGGGUUGAGUUUGGUGAACAAAUAGCUGUUCUGAUGUGUCCUUUUUUUUUUGUUUUGUUUUAGUGCCACAAUGGCAACUGCACCUUACAACUAUUCCUACAUCUUUAAGUACAUCAUUAUUGGGGACAUGGGUGUAGGAAAGUCCUGUUUGCUCCAUCAGUUUACAGAAAAGAAGUUUAUGGCAGACUGUCCCCACACAAUUGGUGUUGAAUUUGGCACAAGAAUAAUUGAAGUUAGUGGCCAAAAAAUUAAACUACAGAUUUGGGAUACAGCAGGACAAGAGAGAUUCAGGGCUGUCACACGAAGCUACUACAGAGGAGCAGCAGGAGCUCUCAUGGUCUACGACAUCACCAGAAGAAGUACGUAUAAUCACUUAAGCAGCUGGCUGACAGAUGCAAGGAACCUCACCAAUCCAAAUACUGUGAUAAUCCUCAUAGGAAAUAAAGCAGAUCUGGAAGCACAGAGGGAUGUUACAUAUGAAGAAGCCAAACAAUUUGCUGAAGAAAAUGGUUUAUUGUUCCUUGAAGCAAGUGCAAAAACUGGAGAGAACGUUGAGGAUGCGUUCCUGGAGGCUGCCAAGAAAAUCUACCAGAAUAUCCAAGACGGAAGCCUGGAUCUGAACGCCGCAGAGUCGGGUGUACAGCACAAACCGUCAGCUCCGCAGGGGGGGCGACUAACCAGCGAACCCCAGCCCCAGAGAGAAGGCUGCGGCUGCUAGUGACCUCUGUUUCAUGGCUCCAUUUCUGACCUUUCACCUCUGUCUGCUGGAAGCGGGGCUUUUGACUGCUUCCCUGUCUUCUGUACAUCUUACUGGGUUUAAUUAAAACUCUGAGACAAGUUUAACACAGUACUAAACUGCUAAACAACUUUAGAUGUAAUCAGGUUAUCAAAAGCAAGUAGAGUAAUAAAACCUCUCCUGCAUGGUAAAUCUAGAAGUUUUUUUUUUUUUUUCCUUGAUUGUCCUUGUGAUAGUGUCACCGAUACAUAAUUUAAACCGAGCACUGAUGCUGGACUCAUGAUUUUACACUUUCGCAGGGCUUUGUCUUGUACGGUUUAAUUUUACAGUUCUUUGGCCUUUCUUCCCCACCUCUUAACUGUUUCGAGCUGUCCGUAGUCAAGGAUAAGGUUGGGGUUUGUUUUUUUGCUGUGAAAUGAAUUCUGAUGGUAGCAAGGGGCUCUGUAACAAUGUGCUUUGUUGAAAGAAUUCCCUGUGGUGUGUGUUCGGGGGCCGGGGCGGGCUGGCGCAGGAGCGUACACCUCGCACAGGGAAUCAAUCCGUUCACUCGCGCGCUCGUAGCUUUAUGUCUUUUUUUUUUUUGCCACUUUUAUCCUUUUACACUUGUUAACAGAACGUAAAUAUGUAUAAAAUUUGAAGGAACUGAGCUAACGGUUAAAUACAUCCUGUGUAUAUGAUUUUAAUGAAGAAAAAUGAUUACUGGCAUUAGAACAGUAUAUAAGAAAAUACCAGUUUGUACAGUAUGACCUCUCCGUGCCCCCGCUGCCCCGGCAGAGCGCGAUGUGACCGCGGGUCGCUCGCGGAGGCUUAACUCGGCGUCGGCAGCGGCCGGGGCUCUGACCCCGCUGCAGAAGUUAACACUAGUGGAAUCUGUCUCUCAUCUUCGCCCUGUGGUGUUCGGCUGCUGUUUCAUUAACCCCGUUGUGUGCAAUCAGCAGCGUGCUAACCCGCUUUUUCUCUUCGGUAAGCGUUUUGCGUUAUUGGGCUUCGUCGCCUGCCUUGCCUCCUGUACGAAGGCUGGUUCUCUCGCACAUCUUACGCUUUUCUACCUUUAACUUUUUGAAUGGUCAGAGGCUGAACUGGACAGUCGAACAAUGUGUGUGCUUUCUAGGGAUUUUUAACUACUGUUGUAUUUUUUUUUUUAUCAGUCUGAGGGUUUAAGACUUGGGCUUUUUCAUCAGGCCUCUGCGUAUACCCUUGGGGUGACAGAGCCUGUCCGGGCAAGGGGAGGUUUUGUGUGGUGCCCGUGCACACGUGGGGUUGGCUGCAGUGUCCACAGCGGUGCAGGUGGCUCUGCGUGUGGUGCUGCUGCCUUCUUCAAGCAAGCUUCACUUGGAAAAUGUCAUGUGUGGCUUAAAAAGCAAAAGGGGUGAGUGCUUAACCAGGGUCCAGCUUUAGUCUUGCUGCAGUGUUUGAAAUACAAAGUAGUCCUAAAAUCCCUCUACUAGACACUAAACCUUAUACAAUGUUCAGACUUGUAAGUAAACAGUGGUACCAGAGUAUUGUACAGUCAAUGUUAAAUAAAAGCCAAAACUGGAAUGUGCAGACAAUAGGAUUUGGGUAACUUGUGCACUGUCCCUUUGUUUUGUCUGGUUAGUCUCUUUUUUAACUAAUACUCUGAAGUAGAUGAUGUUUGAGAUCUGCAGCUACUGCAUCCUGCUUAACCAAGGUUGCACCACAAAGGGUUUGCCCAGGGACCACGACCUGCUGCUGGCGUGAAGUCUGUGUUCUAACACCUACAGCUUGUUGCGGUGCAAUACCUGUACUCCCAGAGUAAGUUACAGUAGGUCUUAUUGUUUCUGUCACAGAAAGGAUUUGUUUGGACUGCUGUACUCCUCAUUUGAUGUAACAAUGCUAUUAAUCUAAAUAUUUGUAAAUAAAGUACCUGUAUCUAGAUAAA
Messenger RNA from Athene cunicularia (burrowing owl), 2652 nucleotides. RefSeq names its product RAB14, member RAS oncogene family (gene RAB14). The record is from RefSeq and is a predicted model, not a curated record. Gene Ontology annotation, cellular component: recycling endosome; Golgi apparatus; trans-Golgi network. Gene Ontology annotation, biological process: phagosome maturation; endocytic recycling; Golgi to endosome transport. The transcript has 7 exons. Lineage: Eukaryota; Metazoa; Chordata; Aves; Strigiformes; Strigidae. Gene Ontology annotation, molecular function: GTP binding; GTPase activity. The coding region runs from base 87 to 734 and encodes 215 amino acids.